AUGCUCGGCCGCGAUCAAGGUCGAAAGUGUUUUCCCUCCUCUCGCGUCCCCGCGCUACCGUCCACUCCCCGCAGCCUCGUUCUCGCCCUCGCCCUCGCCCUCGCCCUCGCUCUCCUCCUCCGCUUUCACUCAUCGUUGUAUUCAACCUACUGGGCACUCGCACGACGAGCUGCACCCUUCGCGUUUGGUGGUCGACGGCCGGCAAGCGCGAGACGUGCGAGCAUCACCCUGGCGUCGCCAGGCCCAUUUUCCGUCGACAUUCAUGACGGCAAAAUGCGCAUUUCGACGUCAAUCGCGCCGAGGCCCGCGCGGGAAUUCCUCGCCGAGCACUGCGACAUGACCGACGUCGGGAGGGGGGCACGGGCGGCGCGACGGCGCGAAGCGCCGUCACAAACGCUCAGGCUCAUUCACAUGGUAUUCUGCGCGCGCUUUCAGAUGCAAAACUUUUGCAUUUUGACGCGAAAUGCGCCGCGGGCCGCGCGGGAGUCUCUAGCAGAACGCCGCGAGCUCAGCAACGCGAGGGAGGGGGCACGAACUCGGCGGCGGCGGCGGCGCGGAGCGCCGCCUUCUCUCCGCGCCGCCUUCUUCGCGUCGUGCAAGGCCCUGAGGUGCGUUUCGUGUCCCUCGCUACCUCCAUUUCCUGACGAUUUGGAAGCGGUUUUAGGCGCGCCUCCAGACGCAAAAUUGGCGCAUUCUGACGUCAAAUGCGCUGAGGUCCGCGCGGGAAUCCCUAGCGGACCGUUGCGAGUGGCUCAGCGUGGGGGAGGGGGCGGAGGAGGGGCGGCGCGAGUCUCACGGAGUUCGAGGUUUUCUGCGCCCUUCAGAACGCAAGAACGUCGCGCCUCGCCGUCAAAAACGCCGAGCUUCGCGCGGGGCCCCCUGGCGAAGCGAUGCGGUCUUGACUGGGAGGAGGAGGGGCGGCACGCGCGCGAGCGCCGCCCUUCACCCUUCUCACUUCCGGCAUUCUGGCUGGGCGUUAUGGACGACUUGUCGCCCGGCGCGCACGGACCGCCCUCGCACCUUUAG
This is a messenger RNA of Schizophyllum commune H4-8, 1026 nucleotides long. RefSeq lists its product as uncharacterized. The record is from RefSeq and is a predicted model, not a curated record. Lineage: Eukaryota; Fungi; Basidiomycota; Agaricomycetes; Agaricales; Schizophyllaceae. The transcript is spliced from 6 exons. Bases 1 to 1026 code for a protein of 341 amino acids.